Molecule: messenger RNA, 2853 nt
Organism: Pundamilia nyererei
Lineage: Eukaryota; Metazoa; Chordata; Actinopteri; Cichliformes; Cichlidae
Gene: scarf1
Product: scavenger receptor class F, member 1
Exons: 12
Coding region: 83-2839 (918 amino acids)
Biological process (GO): heterophilic cell-cell adhesion; dendrite development; neuron remodeling
Cellular component (GO): membrane
Molecular function (GO): low-density lipoprotein particle binding; scavenger receptor activity
Source: RefSeq, a predicted model, not a curated record
GCCACAAGACGACUCACCGGACAGAAAGAGAGAGGGAAGGGUGGAGGGAAGGGUGGAGGGUAGGCUGAGAGAUAGAUUGGAGAUGAAGCUUCUCCUCAGAGCUCUCAGUGCUCUGCUCUGCUUCUCGCUGGCCUGCGCUCACACUCUGGAUCCUGCUGGGAAGAACGUCUGCCAGAAUAUAAGGGAUCCCUCUAACCUGUUCUGUUGCCUUGGAUGGCGCCAGGAGGGAAAAGAGUGCACAAUACCUGUAUGUGAGGGUGAGCAGGCCUGUUUGAAGGGUGAGAUCUGUUUAUAUCCUGGAUUAUGUCGCUGCCCACCUGGCUACUAUGGUGCUGAGUGCAAAACCAACUGUCCUCUUGAGUUCUGGGGUCCAGACUGCCGUCAGAUAUGUAAGUGCUAUCCUAACGGGCGCUGUCAUCCAGCCACUGGCGAGUGCACCUGCCACCCACUCCGUUGGGGCCCACUAUGCAAGCAAACCUGCCGGUGUUCCCGGCACGGGCGCUGCCACCCCAUCCACGGAAACUGCACCUGCGACACCAGCUAUUCAGGUUCAACCUGUGCCAAACCGUGCCAGUGUGAUAUCGGUGGGUCUGUAGGCCCCAGCUGUGACCAGCAGACAGGCAAGUGUCAGUGCCACAAGGGGCACUGGGGGAUGAGGUGUACAAACCCGUGCGACUGUAACCAGUCCCCGUGUAAUCAGCGCAAUGGUGUGUGCGAGUGCAAGCCUGGCAUGUGGGGAACCAGCUGUGACCUGAGUUGUAAAUGUGACCUCAAACACAGCAGCUGUGACGUAAUGAGUGGGACGUGUCUGUGCCACCCAGGAUACAAGGGCCUCUUCUGCAACCAGCCCUGUGAAGCAGGAAAGUAUGGCAUUGACUGUAAAAGGAGUUGUGGUCACUGUAAAGACAACCAGCUUUGCUCUCUGAUCGAUGGCACAUGUGCAGCCUGUGAGCCGGGCUGGAACGGUACGCGAUGCGACCGCCCAUGUUCAUCUGGUUUCCAUGGUGAUGGCUGCAAAGAAGGGUGUCCACGAUGCAGGAACAAUGAACCCUGUGACCCAAAAACUGGGUUGUGUCAGAGCUGUGAUCCCGGAUGGACUGGACCCAGGUGUCAGGAGCGCUGCCUUAACGGGAGGUUUGGAGACGCCUGCCUCUUGACGUGUAGUCCUUGUUUUCAUGGCAACUGCCAUCAUGUGACAGGAAAAUGUGUCUGUGCGCCAGGCUUCCAGGGAGAGAGCUGUAACAACAGCUGCCCUGCCCUCCGGUUUGGCUUCAACUGUUCUUCUGUCUGCGACUGCGGUGAGGGGGUGGCCUGCGACUCUGUGACCGGAGCCUGUCCUAACAGUUACAGAGGUGCUCUGCUUGCGGGUGUUCUGGUUCCUUUGCUCCUGUUGCUUCUUGCUGUAGUUUGCUGCUGCUUGUGUUGUGGAGGACGCCCGGCUGGUGACAGAGACAAAGACAGUACAACUGUUGCUGAUGGCGGCUUCUUGGUUCGGAUGAAGUAUCACGUUUAUAGCGUCCUGGCAAACAUUGGCGCUGCCCUGCCGUGUAUCUCUGCCUGGUCCUCUGGCCUUCCUCGUGUCACCGUGUCACACCAUGACCCUGAGCUGACCUUCAACCACAGCUUCAUUGAGCCUCCUUCCUCUGGCUGGGUGACGGAGGGAUCGUCCUUCGACAGCGAUGAGGAGACGGGAGAGGCUCUUUACUGCGUCCCUCCAAUGGAAGACAUCCCGGCUGUGGCGGGUGGUGAGUUCCAGGAGAUGAGCUCAAAGUGUAACAUGUUCUUAGACCCAUCGGGCUUCAGCAGCGAGGACAUCUCCUCACCCUUUAACAUCCCUCGCACCUCCAGCAUUGCCAAGGCCAAGCGGCCAUCCGUCUCAUUUGCAGAAGGCACCCGCUUCAGCCCCAAAGAGAGGCGUGGCUCUGCUCAGGACCCUUGUGCUCUCCCUCGCAGCAAACCCAAAUCAUCCUGGGGGGUUUUGAUGCUAUCGGCCCUGCAAAGUCAGGGAAGCACAGCUAGAACUGGGGAGGGGAACGGACUUGAGGGCGAGAAGGAGAAAGAUGGAGUGGAUGUGACCGACAGUCAGGAGUUAAACUGUGAGGAGGCUGACCAGGAAGUAGACAGAACCCCAUCAAGGUCCACCCUGCAGGUUCCUGGAGCAUCAGGACGGAGACGGACUAUGUCUAACACAGCUGCUCAUAAAGGGACAUCGUCCGCCUCUGAUGCUCAAGAAGGGGGCUCUCAUAAGGUCACCACUGUGUAUGUGACGGUGGGUAAGGCGGGUAAGCCCAUCACAAAAACAGAGCCGAGCUCUGAGGGCCCCGUUCAGGCGAUGCUGCGAAGACUGGGCAGCCUCCAGAGGCAAAAAGAGCAGGAGUCUGGCAGGCCUAAGCCGAAGGGGAGUGAAGGCAUCAUCAAACCACCCAGGAAGAAGCUGGGAGCUCGGGCGGCUGUUUGGGAGCAGGGAGGACCGUCUACAAGGGAGGCUGGAGUUUGUAAGCCAAUCAGGAGGAAGCACUCCUCCCACAACUCCUCUGAUGCAGAGGGAUCGAAUGGCACACUGCCAACAGAGAGUGGCACUCCAAAACGGCCGCUGUCGUCCAUUUUAAAGAGCGUGCCUGAAGUGGCAUCAGCCGACUCGGGGUCUAAUCUGCGGGCCGAAGGAGACGAAAGGCAGCACGCUGCCCCGCAUCAUGAAGAACAAAUUGAGAGCUCCUACCGGACUCUGAGACCCGUGGGAGAUGGCGCAAGCCCCAUUGAAAUCAUCACCAACGAAGGAGCGGCGGUCAGUGUGACUGAUGAACCCUGGUACGAAAAUGUCCAGAUCAAAAACUCGUGACCUCUGAGAAAACG